Molecule: messenger RNA, 266 nt
Organism: Symbiodinium pilosum
Lineage: Eukaryota; Dinophyceae; Suessiales; Symbiodiniaceae
Source: the annotation of a GenBank genome assembly
GCGGCUUCGGUGCCAGGCUGCAGUGGCGCCGCCUUUGCGUGGGUUUGGCAUUUGAGGAGAAAGCCACAUUGCAGCGCCUGAAGGUCCAGAAGGUUGCUUGCAGCUGCUGGCGCGAAAGCGUGGCGAUCAGCAAGGACUUGGUGGACAGCUUUCGCAGGAAGCAUCUUUGCUUCUCCGCUGCUGUCUUCCAAGCCUGGCGGUGUGCGGGCGGUUCUAGGGAGUGCAAAGUCCAGUCAAAUCAUGAGGUCAUCCGCAUGGUCAUGGCA